AUGCCCAAGGUGGCACGAGACGUCGAUCCGAAAUCGGUGGUUUGCCUAUUUUUCAAACAAGGAAUGUGUCAUAAAGGUGAGAAAUGCAAAUUCAGCCACGAUCUGUCGAAGGAGCAAAAGACGGCCAAAAAGAAUCUCUACGUUGACAGCCGAGAUUUAGCGAAUGAAAAUGGUCACUUUUCAUUGCUUCCAGAUAACAUGGAUGAUUGGGACGAGUCGAAACUAAACGAAGUGGCCGAGAAGAAACAUGGCGAACAGGACAGGAAAAGGCCAAAUCAGACCGAUAUUGUAUGCUAA
This is a messenger RNA of Gongylonema pulchrum, 297 nucleotides long. The record is from the annotation of a GenBank genome assembly. Lineage: Eukaryota; Metazoa; Nematoda; Chromadorea; Rhabditida; Gongylonematidae.